This is a messenger RNA of Fusarium vanettenii 77-13-4, 1227 nucleotides long. RefSeq lists its product as uncharacterized. The record is from RefSeq and is a predicted model, not a curated record. Gene Ontology annotation, biological process: polyphosphate catabolic process. Bases 1 to 1227 code for a protein of 408 amino acids. The transcript has a single exon. Gene Ontology annotation, molecular function: endopolyphosphatase activity; phosphatase activity. NCBI's taxonomy places the organism in Eukaryota, Fungi, Ascomycota, Sordariomycetes, Hypocreales, Nectriaceae. Gene Ontology annotation, cellular component: cytoplasm.
AUGGACCAUCCAACAGCACCUGUAAACUUUGAAAAAAGCUAUGGAUCGACGUGGCAUCUAAUAUCGAAAACCGUCGUGGACCUAGACGCUACAUACAUCCCCUCAGCAGGCCCAGCAGAUCAGUCCCCAGCAAAAAGGCUUAUCAUCGUCGGAGACGUUCACGGUCACCUGUUAGAACUCAAGAAGCUACUCGAAAAAGUCAAAUUUGACAGAGGAAAUGGCGAUCAUCUCAUAUUUGUCGGCGACUUGGUCAACAAGGGUCCUGACAGCGCAGGCGUGGUGCAGCUGGCAAUGGAUCUUGGCGCCAGCGCUGUGAGGGGCAACAACGAGGACAGGGUCCUUGCAGCUCAUGCGGCUUUGAAAAGGGACCCAGAUUUGAAGAUUGAGAUUAAGAAGCCCGUCGAAGAGACUACGUCUGGCGAGAAGGUUGUUUCACCUGCAAAGGAGGAUAUUCCUACGGAGCCUCACGACCCCCAAAGCCUCAAAAGGUACAGCGCCGAGAAGGAUUUUGCAACAGUGGCUUUGUUGAGCGAGGAGCAAAUCUCUUGGUUAUCCUCCUUGCCACUGAUCCUACGCAUCCCCUUGAAGGGUGGCCUCACUCCCCCGUGGAAUGCGGGAACACUCCUCAUCGCACAUGCCGGCCUCGUACCUCAUUUACCAUUGGACAAACAAGAUCACUGGGCGGUCAUGAAUAUGCGUGGACUUGUGUACCCUGAUCCAGGCGCCGAUGUGGAAGAGAUUCGAGCUGAUGUCAUCAAGGGGGUUCGAUCUCGCAUCCGCAGGCAGGUUGCUCUUCAUGAGACCACAGAUGAGUCUAUCAAGGCCGAGUGGAAGAAACUAGAUGAAUCACUCAACGAGGGACGCGGGCACAGCGGUCGUUACCAAGAUGGUCUUAUUGGAUGGCCACUCGAAAGUCGCGAAGGCGAUUGGUGGUGCGUUGCUUGGAGUCGAGCCCAAAACUCGAUCAAUUCUCCCGAAGAAAGGAGCAUCGUUGUAUACGGACAUGAUGCCAAGGUUGGACUCCAGAUUGAGCCUGAGAUGGAUAUUCAGAUCAAGACGGUCGAAGGAGGCGAGACGGUCAAUGGACAACGGUAUACGUUUGGACUCGACUCGGGAUGUGUGUACGGGAACCAGCUUUCGGCCAUGGUCGUAGAGAGGAAUUCUAGCGGAGAACUGUCGCAUUCGAUCGUCCAGAUAGAUUGCGUCAUGGCAGACAAAGAGAAAUAG